Messenger RNA from Xyrauchen texanus (razorback sucker), 2415 nucleotides. RefSeq names its product netrin 4 (gene ntn4). The record is from RefSeq and is a predicted model, not a curated record. The transcript is spliced from 10 exons. NCBI's taxonomy places the organism in Eukaryota, Metazoa, Chordata, Actinopteri, Cypriniformes, Catostomidae. Gene Ontology annotation, biological process: basement membrane assembly; cell migration; substrate adhesion-dependent cell spreading. Gene Ontology annotation, molecular function: protein binding. Gene Ontology annotation, cellular component: laminin trimer. The coding region runs from base 427 to 2205 and encodes 592 amino acids.
CAGAGCGACACGCGCAGCCCCACAAGAAGCGCUCAGAGCAACACACGCGCUCAACUGACUUUUACACGAGCGGCGCGCACGUGAUUCGCGUAUAUUUGGACAAGCCUGGCGUUCCAUACGCACGGACAACUUUCUCAUGAGAAAGAAGCGAUUCGGUGAUUUAGUACGCUUAUUUGAAGUUGCACAGAAAUGGCGCUGUAGCGCGAGAUUUUUGUCCUUUUUCAGGUGAAUAGUUUCUGUUUGUUAUGCGGGCAGAUCAGCUCAGCGCUCGCGCACCUGGCCAACCCACGCCGAUGAAGUCAUGCUCCUACUUGCAUUCUAAAGACUCAGGAGCAAAAUCAGGUUCCAGUACUUAUUGUGGAUUAUAACCUUUGCAGGGUUUGAUACGUACCAUUUGUGGAUAUUUUGUUCUGAUUGGUGACUAAUAUGGAGCUGACAGGGAGAUGUGUGUUAUUCGCAGCGCUCGUGUUAAGCAUUCCUCAAAUUGCGCGUUCAGGAUGUCAGAAUCGGGUGUGUAAUCCAUGCAUGGGAAACCUGGCAGUUGGACGUCCAGUACAGACCAUCUCACAGUGUGGCUCAACCUCUCCAGAACGGUACUGUAACUAUGAUAAUGACAAAUGUGUGUUGCAUUGUGAGGUGUGCGACGUUUCCGUGACACACCACGCACACCCGCCUGCCUCCAUGACAGACUCACCCUUUAAACACCCAUCGUCCUGGUGGCAGUCUGCUCAGGGUGUUGCCAUAGAAACUCUACAACUGGACUUGGAGGUGGAAUUUUACUUCACUCAUCUCAUUAUUAUAUUCCGAACGCCACGCCCUGCUGCCAUGGUAAUAGAGCGCUCGCAGGACUUCGGGCGCUCAUGGAGCACUCUGAGGCUGUAUGCACAGAACUGCAGUGAAGUGUUCAACCUGGAGGAUGGACACAGCUGCACUCAGAAAUACUCCACAGCAUGGCCUUGUAGCAAUGGAGAGGUAAUUUACCGGGCUUUGUCACCCUGGGAAAAGCUGGAUCCCUACAGCAUCACUGCUCGAGCCCACAUCAGCAUCACUAACAUACGAAUGCGCCUACUUCAGCCACAGUCAUGUCCCUGCCUACGUAAACACCCUGAUGCCAACUUGCUCACUGCCCACUAUGCCAUCUCUGACCUCAUAUUAAAGGGAAGCUGUUUGUGCCAUGGGCAUGCAGACCAGUGUGUGCCUGCUGGGGACGAGAAGAUCACACACCCUCCUCGCAAACAUAUGGUGCAUGGUAAAUGUGUAUGUCGACAUCAUACAGCGGGGGAUCACUGUGAAAGGUGUGAUCGCCUCUACAACGACCAGCCAUGGCUGCCAGCCAACGGUUUAACCGGAGAAGCUCAUCAGUGCGUUAAGUGCAAGUGUAACAGCCACGCAAAGACCUGUCACUUUGAUGAGACAGUAUGGCUACGUUCCGGUCAGCGGAGCGGCGGUGUGUGUGACUGUCUUCACAACACCAGUGGCCGUCACUGCCAACAGUGCAAGAGCAGCUUCUACAGAGACCCCGAGAAACCCUUGACUGACCCAGAUUCCUGCAGACUGUGUAUGUGCAAACAUGUUGGAUCCACAUUCUGUAACCCUGAUAAUGGAGAUUGCACUUGUAAGCCAGGUGUGGCUGGGCUGCAUUGUGACCAGUGCAAGCUGGGAUAUUGGGGUUUCAAUGAAUAUGGCUGCAAGCCCUGUCAGUGUGCUGGUGAUUGUGACCCCUAUACAGGAGACUGUAUGAUAAGGUCUGAAUCCGAUCACAACAGCACAAGAGAAAGUCAUUUAUUUCAAGCAGAGGAGCUUUUCUCAGCCCAUAGUCAUCCAGACAAAUGUGUAUGCAAACAUCAAGCUCUUGGAAAUCGCAAAGUAUUCUGCAACAUUAAAUAUGCUUAUGCAAUAAAGGUGAGAGUGCUGGGUGCUCAUGAUAAGGGGACUCAUGCAGAGGUGGAUGUGAAGGUUCUAAAGGUGUUGUGGGAUAACUCAAGCCUCAGACUCUCUCAUGGAAAUCGAACUCUUUAUCCGGAAUCCUGGACCUCACAAGGCUGCACCUGCCCUGUCCUAUACCCUGGGAUGGAAUAUCUCGUAGUGGGACAUGAGGAUGUGAGAAAAGGUCAUCUCAUGGUUAACAUUAAGAGUUUGGUGAAGCCGUGGAGACCCAGCAUGAGUCGAAAAGUCCAUCAGUUUCUCAAAACCAAAUGUAGCUGAGAGAAAUAGAGAGAGACAUUUAAAACAGAUCUUUCAUGGCAAAUGUCAACUUAGCCUUUUAUUUCGAUCACCCUCUUGUACUGAAUAAUGCAAUUAAACCAGCUGUAUAUGUGGAUGUACUGUAAAUGAGCACUGUACAGAAUGUAUAAUGUAUGUAUAUGAGAUGAUAUGUGUAGUGUAUUGUUACAACUAACUACAUACUGUAUAUAG